UCAGUUUCUAUAGUAGUAGAAAACAUUCCUUUGCUAUGGCAAUGAAGUUAUGUUCCCUUGUGGGCACCAGCAGGCGUUUUCAGCCUCACAUUCUUAUGGUUUUUGCGCAGAUUGUCUAUUCUUUUCUGUAUUUUAUAACAGAAGCUUCGUUUGAUCAUGGCAUGAAUCCUCAUGUUUACAUUACUUACAGACAUACACUGGCAGGAAUUAUGAUGCUGCCUUUUGCGUACUUUCUUGAAAGAAAAAUAAGGCCAAAGUUGACGGUAGCUCUUUUCCUGGAGAUUUUUGUUCUCUCUCUUCUAGGAGUCAGUUUGACUUUGAACAUGUAUUUUGCAAGCUUGAAGUUCACCUCUCCUACAUUUCUUGCAUCAAUGAUCAACACCAUAGCUUCCGUGACUUUUGUACUAGCAGUUAUCCUCAGGCUGGAGGUCAUCGAACUUCGAAACCCUCGUGGUAUAGCCAAAGUACUCGGAACUUUGGUUUCCUUGGCUGGUGUCAUGACCAUGACUUUAUUCAAGGGGCCUAUACUGAAGAAUCUCUGGCGCCCUAUCAUCCAUCUGCAAGGAGGCAACACAGUCAUCCAGGAUGAUUGGCUGAAGGGAUCUGUUUUAACUGUAUCAAGCUGCAUAACAUGGUCCAUAUGGUAUAUAAUGCAGGCAUACACAUUGAAAAGGUAUCCAGCACAAUUGUCGCUGACUACAUGGAUGAAUUUUGUUGGAGCUGCUCAAUCAGCAGUAUUUACAGUUAUUGCACAUCACAAGAGAGCUGAUUGGACGAUUGGCUUCAACAUUGAUUUCUGGUCUACCAUAUAUGGAGGGGUUGUCAUUUCUGGUAUGGUGACCUUGAUUCAGCUGUGGUGCACUGGACAAAAAGGACCGGUUUUUGUGACAAUGUUUAAUCCACUUUCGACAUUAUUGGUGGCAAUUCUGGCCUACUUUGUUCUUGGAGAAAAGUUGUACCUAGGCAGCAUAGUGGGUGGAGUUAUUGUGAUUUUUGGUCUUUAUUUGUUGCUGUGGGGCAAAAAAAAUGACCAUGAAGCACCAAUGUCCGCGGAUGAGGAGGGCAUCCCACAGCUGGAAGACCCAAAGAAGCUAAACUUCUCUUCAGAGGCAAAAUACGUAAACGGAGAACCUUAAGAUUACUCCACUUCCUCCAGGGAAAAAAAUAAUUACACGCUGUUAUAGCACAGACAGAUGAUUCAAAUGCUAGAAGGAAGAUAGAGCAUCAAGUACAGGAAAGAGACUUCGACAAUGGAGGCUUCCAAAAAAAAAAAUGGAAUUUUACAAUUUAAUGAAGCAAAUCUCUUCAACAUAUUCUAUCUCAAGAAGCCAAAGAGAAUAAAAGACUUUCAUGGCACAAUAUCUGAAUAACCUCCUGAUAAUUUUUGCCCAUAUGAGCUAGUCUAUCUCACACAUGAAAUGAAAGAUCUUGCUUAA
Coffea eugenioides is the source of this 1436-nucleotide messenger RNA. RefSeq names its product WAT1-related protein At5g07050-like. The transcript has 7 exons. Gene Ontology annotation, cellular component: plasma membrane. Gene Ontology annotation, molecular function: transmembrane transporter activity. Lineage: Eukaryota; Viridiplantae; Streptophyta; Magnoliopsida; Gentianales; Rubiaceae. Bases 36 to 1136 code for a protein of 366 amino acids. The record is from RefSeq and is a predicted model, not a curated record.